CUGGGACAUUCUUACAUACAUUGGGCGGCACAACGGGCUACGUUUCAUCAGGCGGAUGGCCAGUUGGGUUUUCAACAAGCACAGGUGCCUGCACAGUUUUCCAUUUUUUUGGGACCAUUGCUUUAGCAGACUGAAGGAGAUGAAGAGUGAGCAUAUCCAUGGUGUCCUUUUCCCCACCAGAAAACGGAAGAAUUACAUUUCCAACUGAUUCGCUAUGGCAGAUCUUUUCCAGUGGGCACGUUACAGAUGGCAACGUCUUAUGUCUGCAGAUAGCAGGAACAGAGACCCAGAGGAUUUGUCAACAUCGCGGAAGUUACUGGGAUUUAAUAAAAGUAAUGGCGCCUCAUCAAGUUCCACCAAGCACAGAAUUGUUAUUCCAUACUUGGGCAAGUUUAGGGAAGAGUAUGCAAAGUUAACCAAAGCCUACAAGAACAAUCGGAUACGGACUACCAAAUACACUCUGCUUAACUUCAUUCCAAGAAAUUUAUUUGAGCAGUUUCAUAGAGCUGCCAACCUGUACUUCCUCUUCUUAGUCUUUCUCAAUUGGGUCCCACUGGUGGAAGCCUUCCAAAAAGAGAUAACCAUGUUGCCCCUCGUGGCAGUCCUGACAAUCAUUGCCAUCAAAGACGGCCUUGAAGAUUAUAGAAAAUAUAAACUGGACAAGGUCAUCAAUAACAUACUAACUCAGGUUUAUUGUAGGAAAGAAAAGAAGUAUAAGGAGAGUUGUUGGAAAGAUGUGAAUGUGGGCCAUUUUAUCCACCUUCGGUGCGAUGAGAUUAUUCCUGCUGAUAUGGUCCUGUUGCAUUCUUCUGAUCCUGAUGGUAUCUGCCAUAUUGAGACCUCCAGUCUGGACGGAGAAACAAACUUGAAACAGAGACAAGUGGCGAAAGGGUAUUCCACGGAUGAUGAGUUUGAUCCUGAAAAAUUUUCUGGCAGAAUUCAAUGUGAAAAUCCAAACAGCGACAUUAGCAGCUUUAAGGGAUUUCUUGAUCAUCCCAGUAAAGAAAAAAUUGGGCUGAGCAAGCAGAAUCUGCUGUUGCGAGGAUGCAUUAUCCGGAAUACAGAGACUGUAGCUGGCAUCGUUGUAUAUGCAGGCCAUGAGACCAAAGCCAUGCUGAACAAUAGCGGGCCUCGGUACAAGCGCAGCAGACUGGAAAGGCGACUGAAUAUCGACAUACUGUGGUCUGUGCUGCUGUUAAUAGUUAUGUGUUUAUUUGGAGCUGUUGGCCAUGGACUUUGGUUGGCUGGGUUUCCUGAAUCACCUGUAUUUAGCAUACCAGAACCUGGCGGGCAGCACACCUCUCCAGCUAUGGCAGGCUUUUAUAUGUUUUGGACGAUGAUUAUACUCUUGCAGGUUCUUAUUCCCAUCUCGCUCUAUGUCUCUAUCGAGAUUGUUAAAUUGGGCCAGAUCUACUUUAUCCAGAAUGACUCUGACUUCUACUGUGAGAAAUCGGAUUCCAUGAUCGAGUGCAGAGCAUUAAAUAUUGCCGAGGACCUUGGGCAGGUCCAGUACAUUUUUUCAGACAAAACCGGCACACUGACGGAAAACAAGAUGGUCUUUCGCAGAUGCAGCAUCGCUGGGGUGGAGUAUUCCCAUGAAGCCAAUGCUAGGAGACUGGAGUCCUAUCAAGAAUCCGACGUGCAUGGGAGUAAUUUAUGCCAUGUUACAUGCAUCUCUCAAAGUAGUGUGUGUAAGAACAAAGGGCACAGCCCCAAGGCUGUAAGAAAAGGUGCGAGCAGCAAGUCCUUGAACAAUCUUGCCCAGGGAGAAGAUAAUGACGGAGUCAGCCAUCACCCUAACCCCAGACAUGUGGCUUUCAGCAGCCCUAUGGAAAAGGAUGUUGUGCCAGACCCCAGACUCUUGAGCAAAUUUGACCAGAUCAACCCUAAAUUAUUAUAUCUGUCUGAAGAAGCUGAAGAUACGGCACUGGAAACUUCUUACAUUGUUGACUUCUUUCUUGCUUUGGCAAUCUGUAACACUGUAGUGGUGUCCUUGCCUAAUCAGCCUCGCCAAAAGGUAAGAAUGCCAUCAAUGAUCCGAACACCAAUGAAAUCCCUGGAAGAGUUUAAGCAGAUGUUUCAGAGGUUCUCUGUCCGCAAACUGAGUGCCAGUUCACUUACAAGUGGAAAAGACAGCCCGUCAGAAAAUGGCAAUAACUUUGUAAGCAAGCUAUCAUUUUUUGCCAGAGGGAAGAUGGCUUCACCUACUGCUGAAUUAGCUGACAAAAGUAUUAAUGAACUGCAGGCUGCAGGUAGCCUGAAUUCAACUGCGGAACUGGAGCCAGAGGUUCUAGAGCAAUUGAACAUUGUGAAUACUUGUGAUGAGCUUGACAAAGCAGCUGCCUGUGAGCUGUGCUACGAGGCAGAAUCUCCUGAUGAGGCAGCGCUUGUCCAUGCUGCCAGAGCUUACAAUUGCACGCUACAGUCUCGAACCCCUGAUCAGGUCACAGUGGAGCUGGGCUUUAUUGGGCCUAUAACAUUUCAAGUUUUACACAUUCUGCCCUUUGACUCUGUGAGGAAAAGGAUGUCUGUUAUAAUUCGCCAUCCCUUGACUAAUCAAGUGGUGGUGUACACAAAAGGAGCAGAUUCGGCUAUUAUGGACUUGAUAGCUAAGACAUCUGGAGAUAGUAAAGCAGCAGUGGUGCAAAAGAAUAUCCAGAAGCUAACACAAAAACAUUUAGAUGAUUAUGCCAGAGGAGGACUUCGCACUUUAUGCAUUGCUAAAAGGGUGAUGACUGAUUCUGAAUAUGCAGAAUGGCUGCAGUCACAUUUUUUGGCAGAAACCAGUAUUGAUAAUCGGGAGGAGAUGCUGUAUGAGUCUUCAAUAAGACUGGAGACUAAACUGACCCUUCUUGGUGCCACAGGGAUAGAAGAUCGCCUGCAGGAAGGUGUCCCAGAUACCAUAGAGUCAUUACGAAAAGCAGGAAUCAAUAUCUGGAUGCUUACUGGAGAUAAGGAAGAAACGGCAGUGAACAUAGCCUAUGCCUGCAGGCUGCUCGAGCACAACGACAAGUUAUUUAAACUUAGCAAACAAGAAAAGGAAUCCUGCGAGACUUUGAUGAACAUCAUGAUAGAUGAAAUUGAAAGAGAGAUUUGCCAGACAGAGUCCCUGGGGAAGCCAAAUGUGUUUUCCAGUGGCCGGCAUGAGAAAUCUGGGCUGCACUUUGGCUUGGUGAUUGAUGGGGAGACCCUGGAGGUUGCUAUGCAUGAAAAACUACAGGCUAAAUUUCUCCAGCUCACUAAGAGGUGCCGGGCUGUUAUCUGCUGUAGAGCCACACCUCUGCAAAAGAGCAAAGUAGUUAAACUGGUCCGGAAUAACCUGCAAGUGAUGGCCCUGGCUAUUGGUGAUGGUGCCAAUGAUGUCAGCAUGAUUCAGGUGGCAGAUAUUGGCGUGGGCAUAUCUGGGCAGGAAGGCAUGCAGGCAGUGAUGUCCAGCGACUUUGCGGUCUCUCAUUUCAAACACCUGCGAAAGCUGCUCCUGGUGCACGGCCACUGGUGUUACACAAGGCUGGCCAACAUGAUUCUUUACUUCUUCUACAAGAAUGUGAUGUUUGUGAAUCUCUUGUUCUGGUACCAGUUUUUCUGUGGCUUCUCUGGAACGGCAAUGACAGAUUUUUGGAUGCUGAUUUUGUUUAACCUGCUCUUCACUUCCGUGCCACCAAUUAUAUAUGGUGUUCUGGAUAAAGAUGUUUCUGCAGAGACCCUUACGGCGUUGCCAGAACUUUAUAAAUCUGGCCAAACAUCACAGGCUUACCGCUCAUCAACAUUUUGGGUUACCAUUUUGGAUGCAUUCUACCAAAGCCUGGCAUGCUUCUUCAUUCCAUACUUUGCUUACGUCGACUCUGAUUUGGGCAUCUAUUCGUUUGGAAAUUUCCUGAUAACUUCAGCACUUUUUGUAGUUCUAUUACACCUUCUAAUUGAGAGUAAAAGCCUGACAUGGAUUCACUGGACAGCAAUGGGCGGCAGCAUAGCAGCAUACUUUGCCUUUUCUCUGGCGUUCGGAGCAGUUUGUAUCAAUUGCAACCCCCCUGCUAACCCGUAUUGGAUCAUACAGAACCAUGUUGGGGAUCCUGCCUUCUAUCUUGUUUGUCUUUUAUCCAUUUUUGUUGCACUGUUCCCCAGGUAUGUAUGCCGGAUAUUUCAAGGAACAGCCUUUCCAACUCCACAGCUGCUAGCCAAAAAGCUGGAUGUCAUGUCACCUGAGGAACGCUUGCAUGCCCUUAAGCAUUGGAGGGGGGACCAGUCCCUUAAGUGCAGAAAAGCCUCACAACACCUCCAGCCUGCAGAUGGCAGUGCAACUACUAAGGAAGAAGCUGCUGGCAUGCUCGCAGGAGAACAAGCUUCCUUCUAUCCAUAUUAUGUUGAAGUUUGAGAACAGGAAUUUUAAUGUUGGCCAGACAACUGGUCAGGGUUACUGUGCAUGAACUAUAUACAAGUGAUGCCAUUUUGGUGGGGAGUUCAAGUAUAACAAUUGCCAUUUAGCCAAGUUUUUACAGACAAGCACUACUUGGUGCCAGGGUAGUCCCAGCAUUUUAAACAGAAACACAUUCUACUAUGAUCAAUGCUGGAGGCUAUUGUUCAGGGUUUUUAAGAGGCUUUAGAGACGUUUAGGCCAGACCCAGUGCAGGCCGUUCGAAUUGUGUUUCUGUUUUUAGGAAUCUAUUAUGUCCUCGAGUAUUUUUGCUCCCCCCCCCUUUUUUUUUUAAUUCUUAGAACAUAUUGCAGUGUUAAUUACUCUUCGGAGGAUUUGUACUUGCUACAGUAUUAGCUCUUUUGUUUUGUUCUGUUUGUUUUUAAUAACUGCAAAAAUCACACUCCGCUGGAAUAUUUCCGAGAAGAUUUAUAUGGCCCGAGACUUUCCAAAGAAGCCAUGGAAUACUUUGUAAGUACGACACAGUUCAGCAAAUGAUUCCGUAACAAAUGGGCUACUUACUACAUGGACAAAGAUCAUGGCACCGUACAGCAGCCUGGGAUGUAUGAACUACAAUUAUCUCGGGAUUUUUAACUUUUUUUUUUAAUCUUAGGUUGACAGGUGCCUAUUACUGUCCACCAAUCUCAGCAGCUCUGUCCUUUGGUGCUCAACCAAAACUGUCAAUCACAGUACAGUCUCGGCAUAUAACCGUCUGCCAGUUAGCCCAUGAGACUGCUGGGAGAUCUAAAGGAAUGUACAAAAUGAACUUGUUUGUAUUCAGUUUUUUGCAUUACAGUCACGAGAUAAGUUACAAUGUCAAACAGUCAGCAAGUAUAUCCGUUUCCUAAAAUGAUCCUUUGGUUUAGCAUAAAACAAUGUCACUGAGUCUGCCCAGGAGGAGUAACCAGUAGCAUGUUUGCUUUUAAUCAGGUGACCAGUAAAUGCUUCCUGCUAAUUGUUUGUCAUGGUUUACUGCUCCUUGGCAAUAUUAGGGGCCUAUUUAUCAUGCUGUAAAAAAAUGGAGUGAAGCAUUACUGGUGAUGUUGCCCAGAGCAACCAAUCAGCAGCUAGAAGACUAAAACAAAGAUCUGGUUGGUUGCUAUGAGCAACAUCCCCACUGUUUCACUCCAUAAUAAAUCGGUCCCUUAAUGUCUUUUAUAACAUACCCCUAUGAGUGUUUUAGUAUGUCCCAUUUUUACCAACUUUUUCCGUUAUUUUUUAUAACGUUUGAAUUAUUUGCCUUCUCUUUUAACUCUCUCCAGCUUUCAGCCAAAAACCUGUUGCUCAGGCUACAAUGUAGUUUGAAACUUUUUUAUUACUUUAUAUUCAGGCCCUCUCCUUUUCAUUGUCCAGUCUCUUAAUUCUAUCCAGUGUCUGGUUGCUAGACUAUAUCCCUAGCAACCAGAUAGCUGCUGAAAUUGCAAACUGGAGAGAACAAGAAGCUAAAUAAAUUUUAAAAAAAAACAUAAUAAAGUAAGACGAGUUGCAAAUUGUCCUAGAAUCACUCUCUGCAUCAUACUAAAAUUAAAUUUAAAAGACAACCCCUUUAAACCAAAUUCAGUUAAAGGAACAGUAACGCCAAAAAAUGUAAGAAUUUUAAAGUAAUUAGCAUAUAUACUGUUAGAAUGUACUAGUAAAAGCCGUGUAUUUGCUUCAGAAAUACUACUAUAUUUUAUAUAAAUAAGAUGGAGAAAAGGCACAGAUUACAUAGCACCUAACCGAUAAACCCUGUCCAAAACAAUAGUGUUCCAUCUGUUAUGCGCUAUAGAACCUGUGCCUUUUUUCCAGCUUGAAUAGCUGCCCCCGUGGAUAUACAGCAGCUUGUUUAUAUAAACUAUAGUAGUUUUUCUGAAGCAAACAUGCCAGUUUUACCAGUGCAGAGCAACAGUAUAUUAUAUUUUAAUUACUUUGAAACACUUUGUUUUUGAUGUUACUGUUCCUUUAAGCAAUAGAUGCACUAAAGCUCACCAGUCAUUGGCUCGCAGCCUUGUCGUAUGAGAACAUGUCUAUUGAAACCACUUCCAGAUAUGCUAUAGGUUACAAAACUGUGUCUUAUUUUGUGUCUUAUAUUACAUUACCCUCUACAGGUUAAAUGAAAGUACUCUGGCCAAACUGUAUUUUUUGUUUCAUCAUCUUAUGAUUUACAGCAUCUUACAUCGGAAUGUAAAUUUCCCUUCAUGUAUAAUGUCAGUGAUUCUUGUUUCUUUUCAAAGUCUUACCUCCUAAUUAAAAAAAAAACAGUUAUCACAAUGAAGAAUAACCAGCAACACCCAAGUAAAGACUGUAAUGCCAACAGACCUGAGCUCAUGCUGUAAGACAUUUUUUUAUUAGAUGUUUGUUCUAUAGGGGAUAAAGUACCCCCUGUUGUAAAUUAUAAGGAUCAUGGAGUCCUGAGGUGACUUCUGAUUUCAUAUUUUACAACAGGUGAUGCAUUAUUAUAUUUUUAAAUAACAUUUUAAAAAGUCAUGUGACCUAGCUGAGCACUAUUUAUAUAUAUUUUUACAUGUGUUUGCACAGGAUAUUCAUGGCUCUUGAGUGAGGUAUAAAAUACAUAUAUAUGUAUGAAUAUCCUGUAAAAUAUAUCCUUAUAAACAGUGCUUAGUGAUGUCAUUGGUUAUAAUCGGAACUUAGUGAUGUCAUUUCGGUCACAUGACUCCCUGAAACUUGUGUAUUAUAAUAAAUAAAUUACCUUGUGCUGCAAAAUAUGAGGAUAUUAGAAGUCACCUCGGAGUUCUAUAAAAUAUAAUUUUUCAUAUAUAUAUUAAACUUUUGGCUAGCACUCUUAGCCUUUAUCAUAGUUUGAACUACAAAGGGGUAAUGUUAUACCAAAUACCCCUAGCAACCAAUCAGCUCGCAGCAGCAUUUAACGAUCUGCUGUUGAAGGUAAAAGCCUGCUUUUUUUAACUAUGGAUUUAAUUGCAUCUCCCUGCAUCCCAUAUUCAGCCAUUGAUUGGGCAUGUUUUUUAUUAACAGUUUCAAAUGAAUUGCUGUACUUCCACAAUUAAAAUGUUUCCAAAUAUGCAAUAUAGUUGAAACCAGGAUUAAUCCCAAUUAAAUUCCCUAUAAUUGUUUAAAAAAAAAAAAAAAAUGACUAUGGGUGCUAGUAAAAUAGGUGCCUAUGGGAAAGACAAUACUACAUUCUCAGUAGGGGUGCACCGAAUCCACUAUUUUGGAUUCUGCCGAACCCCCGAAUCCUUUGCGAAAGAUUCGGCCGAAUACCGAACUGAAUCCUAGUUUGCAUAUGCAAAUUCAGAUUCACUUCGACCAGGCAGAAUCCCUAAUUCUCAGGGCUUUUUUUUGUUUACCAAAAUAAUAGAAUACAUAUCUGAGCCAUUAUAGAUCAGGUUUCCCCUACUAAUUCUUUAGUGUCUUGUAUAUUUCUUUUUUCCCCUUGUGACUCUUGAUUCCUCUGUCUUUUUUCAGUUUUAUCAGAAUUUUAUUCUAAAAUUUUUCUGCACUUAUGUUUUGUUUUUCAUUCCCUCCCAGCAUAGCAAAGGCAUUUCCGGUAUACAGAACUGUUGUAAUGAAAUGUAUUUGACUCUUGGACACUCCAUUUCUGCAUUCAGCAGGGCCUGACAUUCUGGUAAUGUGCGGGUCUGUGCAACUAGUUACAUGUACGGCAAACAGUGUUCCCAGUGCGAUUCAUGUGACCCAAACCCACAGGAAAAUGCACCUUACCUUUUUAAACAAGCUUGUGUUGUUUUUAUAAAGAAAUAUUUUAUACUCUUUAUGUUUGUAAACAUUGUAUUUAUUAUUAAGAAAUCCAAAUAAAGUAGUUUGCUGUA
This is a messenger RNA of Xenopus laevis (African clawed frog), 8196 nucleotides long. It is a transcript of the gene atp10d.L, whose product is annotated as phospholipid-transporting ATPase VD. The coding region runs from base 215 to 4372 and encodes 1385 amino acids. The record is from RefSeq and is a predicted model, not a curated record. NCBI's taxonomy places the organism in Eukaryota, Metazoa, Chordata, Amphibia, Anura, Pipidae. The transcript has 24 exons.